GACGCUCGCCCCGCCCUCCGUCGGGCUCUGCUGCUCGGGGGCGCUCGGGAUCCACCGAGCGAGCGCGAACGGUACGGACGCGGCCGCACAACUCCUGCCUGGAACCGAGCCAAGGUGACGUGACGGGGAGCGCGAGGCCGCGCCUCAGGGCUGGCGGCGCCCCUGGGCGGGGCGGGAGCCCCUCAGCGCGAGGACGGCGCGGGCGAUGCCGCAGCACUGAGUCGCAGCGCCAUGGCGUCCGGCUGCGCGCCGCCGUUCGGGGACGCGGCGGAGAUGCGGGAGGGCUUCUUGUGCCCGCUGUGCCUGAAGGACCUGCAGGCGUUCCAGCAGCUGCGCGCACACUACGAGGAGGAGCACUCGGGCGAAGACAGAGACGUCAGAGGCCAGAUCCGAAGUCUUGUCCAGAAAGCCAAGAGAGCAAAGAAGAAAUUACUGAAACGAGAAGGAGAUGACAGAACUGAUUCUGGAUCUCAGGAACGAUAUGAGUCAUUCAGCUAUGGUGGCAUAGAUCCAUACAUGUGGGAGCCCCAAGAAGUAGGUGCUAUGCGAAGCCAUCUUUCCAGUUUCAAGAAAUACCGAGCAGCCAGGAUUGAUCACUAUGUAGUUGAAGUCAAUAAGUUGUUAAUCAGGUUAGAAAAGCUUACAUCCUUUGAUAGAGCAAACACCGAGUCAGCUAAAAUAAGAGCUAUAGAGAAGUCUGUUGUGCCUUGGGUCAAUGACCAGGACGUUCCAUUCUGCCCAGACUGUGGCAAUAAGUUCAGCAUGCGAAACAGGCGUCACCACUGCCGGCUUUGUGGAUCUAUUAUGUGCAAGAAGUGCAUGGAACUUAUCAGUCUUCCCUUGGCAAGCAAACUCACCAGUGCCAGUAAAGAGGCCUUGAGUUCUCUUACUAGCCCGAACGCCUCACCUAAUAGCGUCCAUGGCUCUCGCCGAGGCAGCAUUAGCAGUAUAAGCAGUGUGAGCUCUGUUCUGGAUGAGAAGGAUGAUGACCAAAUCCGUUGUUGUCAGCACUGCAAAGAUACUCUGCUGAAAAGAGAACAACAGAUUGAUGAGAAAGACUACACUCCAGAGAUUGUGAAACUCUAUGAGAAACUCCGACUCUGCAUGGAAAAGGUUGACCAGAAGGCACCAGAAUAUGUAAGGAUGGCAGAAUCUCUGAAUGCUGGUGAGACAACCUACAGUCUUGAACAUGCUAAUGACUUGAGGGUGGAGAUUCAGAAAGUAUAUGAAUUUAUAGAUGCCUUAAGUAAGAAGAUUCUGAGUCUAGGCUUGCACGAAGAGCCCCAACCUCAUCCUAAAACACUACAGCUUCAGAGAAUGAUAAGAUACUCAGCUACUCUUUUUGUUCAGGAAAAACUGUUCGGCCUAAUGUCCCUGCCCACCAAAGAUCAGUAUGAAGAACUGAAGAAGAGAAGACUGCAUAUGGCAGCUCUUGAAACACACAGAAAACAAGAGGAGAAGCAGAAAGACUUGAUUUACAGAUCUGCAGCUGCAGUUAAUGGUGAUGCAACUCUCCUUAAAAAAGGAACAGUCAGGAAAUCUGAAGGCUGGCUACCUACAUCUAGCGUAUCUCGACAGAGUGAGGUAGCAGACCCACUUCUUCAGCAGAUUGACAACAUCACUUCCUUUAUUAAGCAAGCAAAGGCAGCUAAUCGGCUGGAUGAGGUCCGUAUGUUGCAAGAAAACCUGAGGCAGCUUCAGGAUGAAUAUGAUCAGCAACAAACUCUAAAAGCUAUUGAGCUUUCUAAAAAGCAGGCAGAAGAGGAAGAAAAGCAGAGGGAAGAACUUCAGUUUCUUUGUGAAAAAGAGUGGGAAAGAGAACACCACAAAUUCAUGUCUCAGCGUUCAAGGACAGGCUCCUUAGAUUUCAGAGAAGGCAAGCAGCAUCAGUAUGAAGCUGCAAAAGAGAAUCAGAACUUGUUAGCACAUGGAUUGGAUUUAGAUAUUACUCAAGUGAAAGGGAACCGAAGUUUUGAAACUACUGCUGUUCAGCAGCUGCCAGCUAAAGAGUACUUAAUUUUUCCAGUCAGGCACCAGAAUACUCCACGCUGUGACAAAGACCAAAAUCAGGCAGCCUGUCUAAACCCCUUUGAAGAUGAUGCAGAUACCCCUCUGUCAGAGGAAGAUCCCACUAACCCAUUUGCCAAAGAUGUAUCUCAGCCAAUUUCUUUUUCUAACACAGCUCUGCAAAGUGAUAAAAAAGAAUAUAAUCCAUUUGAAAAUGAGGAGGAAGGUGAACAAACUAGUGGAGCAUCUGUCAGUACUCUAAAUCCCUUUGAAGAGGAUGAAAAUCCAUUUCAAAAGUCUGGGAGCAAUUGGAAUUCUGGAAAUCCAUUUGAAGAAUCUUCUUCUACCAAUCCCUUUGAAGUGGAGGAUGUCAGUGAGAUCUUAAGAGAGGAGGCUAUAGAGGAGGAACUGCUUCUCCAACAGAUAGAUAAUAUCAAAGCCUACAUAUUCGAUGCCAAGCAUAGCGGACGAAUGGAUGAGGUGGAGCUACUGACCGAGAACUUGAAAGAACUGAAGUACACGUUAGCAAAACAAAAGGAGAAGUACAACUGUUGAAGCAGCAAUCACACCUUGUAAUAGUUACCUCAAGUCCACUGUUAAGAGAUGGGAAGAUGGAGCAGGCAGUUAUAAACAGCAGUACAGAUUACAAGAAGGAACUGGGAGAAUGUUGUAUUUUAAAAACUUUCAUUUAUGUAUUCCCAAUGCUACUUAGCCUUGAAGAAAGAAGAUAAGAGGAAUGCUGCUAGUCUUGAACACUUAGAAAACUUACAAUAACUUGUUACAACCAUCUUAAUGCUAAUUUGUCUUAUUGUGUGCUUAUUUUGGUCAAAAGUGUUAAGCAGUAAUAGGGAACUGUCACUUUGAAAUGGUUUCAGGGUUGGUUUGUCAUCUUUCCUCGUUUCCACUGUGCUGUUAACAGCAGCUGAGUUACUGGCUUUUCAAGUAGAACUUUGACUGAAGAGACAAAAGUGGUUCUAAAAUUUCUGCAUCUUCUGAUAAUGGCACAGUGUAAAUUGUAGGCCAGUCUAAUUGUCCUAAGAGAGUUACAAGAAAGUGCUAAUGAAAGGCUGCUGUGAUUCUUUGAGAUGCAGAAUAUACAGGCUACAGGUCAAUUUUGUGUAACAAUACAUAAAAUGGAUUUAAUAACUAUUAGAAACUUCACUGAUCUUAAUAUGAGUAACUUUUAAAAUGUGUAUAUAAGAAUUCCUAGGUAGAACUGAGGUGCCACCUUGUCAUUACUUUUAGUUUCCCAGUUGCUCUAGGCACAAACUGCAGUGUAACAGAGCCACAAUGGCUUCAGAGAUACGUGUGUGGGAAUGAAUAUGUAGAUACCCAUUUCCAGAACAUCAGGCUAGCAUCACUUCAAACUGUAGUAUUAAGGGUGACCUUGAAAUUCCUAAUUAUAUUCUGGAACGUGCACAUUCCUUUAUAUUCUCUGGGUUACAGAAUGAUCAUAUUUGUCUUAUCUGAGACUUGAAUCCUCUUCGUAGCAUUUAAAGAACAGAAAUCCUGCUUACAAUGGAGAGCUGAAGUGCCACUGAACUGGAAUUCUGUGAAAGCUGGGCUGUGAUUGUGCCAAAUGUAAGUUCCUAUUUUAUACUUGAUUCUCAUCAUAAGUUACAAGAAUCGGGCAUGUGCAUCUUCAGUGAGCAGGUCCACAUGGGAGUCUUGGUGUGGACCUCUGCCCAUGGCAGUGACUAGGUGAAGGCCAGCUCCUGUGGUGCAGGAGGGCUUCUGAAGAUUGGUAUUGUAAAACUUAGGAUUGCUCAAUGUUAAGUUAGCAUGUAUUUUGCUAAAGACAGUCUGAGCUACUUUCCCCACCCCCUCACGUCCCCAUCCCCCCCUUUGAGAGGCCCAUCUUCAGACAUCAGUGUUUGAAAAGGUGGCUGGGAGGAGUUAGUUAAAAAAAAGGUGUAUUUAAUUAAAGCUGAAAUGGAGGAUAUUGGGCAGAUCAUACUCCUUUGCACUAAUAGUAGUGGGCUUACUGAGAAGUACAAAGUUUUGUGGAGUGGGACAUCUCUUAACUAUGCCUCCAAUAACAUAUGAAGAGCAUAGCUGUAACUGGGGCAUUACUUAGUAUUUCAGAAACACAAAUAAUCGUGCUACCUGAACAGUAGGAACUCUAGAUUUGCUUUCUUUUAAAUAUGUUGGAGGUACGUACUCCUGUUUAAGACAAACAAAACCAACAAACGUACCCUUAGUAACACUAAUAACUGAUCAGAAUAACUCAGUGCAGCUACUUCAGGACAGUUGUUCUUAGUGCAGUCUAAAUCUGAAGUUGAAAGGUGUGCAGAAUGGGUUGUCUUAAGAACUUCAGUUUUUUAUACCAAUUAUUGUUGAGUGAAUCUCUAAGCGUUACUGUGCAUGAAGUGGACCAACCAUCUGUGCAGCAGAAUUCUGAAAGGUUGUAAACUAAAAUUCUGUGCUGUGGCACUUCAUUUACAAAGGCAGCAAAAAUUAUCCAUAGCUAAAGUUUAUCCCAAGAAUUGUUCAUUUUAAAAUGGAUAGUACAAGUCAAUUAUUCAAGGCAGACUAGUUUGCUAGUCAAGAGGAGUACUCCCUGCAUUAUAACCCAAAGCUGCUUUUGAUAUUGAGUUGAAAAGAAUAUUUCAGUGGCUUCAGCUCUUGCAUUUAAACAGUGUGUUUUCCUUGUUGUAACUAUCCUGCACUAUUUGUAUGCUCAGUCUAAUUACACUAAUAAAGUAUCCUUCUGUACAUGUAA
Molecule: messenger RNA, 4729 nt
Organism: Gallus gallus (chicken)
Lineage: Eukaryota; Metazoa; Chordata; Aves; Galliformes; Phasianidae
Gene: RBSN
Product: rabenosyn, RAB effector
Exons: 12
Coding region: 232-2562 (776 amino acids)
Molecular function (GO): metal ion binding
Source: RefSeq, a predicted model, not a curated record